Molecule: messenger RNA, 6794 nt
Organism: Ornithorhynchus anatinus (platypus)
Lineage: Eukaryota; Metazoa; Chordata; Mammalia; Monotremata; Ornithorhynchidae
Gene: ABCB11
Product: ATP binding cassette subfamily B member 11
Exons: 28
Coding region: 137-4114 (1325 amino acids)
Biological process (GO): transmembrane transport
Cellular component (GO): membrane
Molecular function (GO): ATP binding; ATP hydrolysis activity; ABC-type transporter activity
Source: RefSeq, a predicted model, not a curated record
UGAUCGAUGCUUCAAAAUCACGAAAACGGUUGCUGAGAAAGGAUGUAAAAGCCAUUGACUCCUUGCGACAGAUAGGGUUGGUUCUCACAACGUUCCAGCAUUUUAUCACAGGCUCUCCAAGAGAAAGUGUGUGCCCAUGCCUGAAUCCGUUGUUCUACGCAGUGUUAAGAAAUUUGGAGAGGAGAACAGGACCUUUGAGUCCGAUGGACCAUAUAACAAUGUUAAGAAACAAAGGUCACCAGAUGAGAAUAACAAUGACAGCAUUCGAGUCAGCUACUUUCAACUGUUUCGCUUUUCCUCGUCAACUGAGAUUUGCCUGAUGAUCAUGGGGAGUUUCUGUGCAAUCCUGCAUGGAGCAGCCCAGCCGGCCAUGUUGCUUAUCUUCGGCAUGAUGACUGACACUUUCAUUGCCUAUGACAUUGAAUUAAAAGAGCUUAGCCUCCCUGGGAGGGUGUGCGUAAACAACACCAUAAUAUGGCAGAACGGCUCUCUUGACCAUAAUGAGACGAGUGGGACCACAUGUGGGUUGCUGGACAUUGACAGCGAAAUGACCAAAUUUGCCAGUUAUUAUGCCGGAGUUGGUUUUGCAGUGUUUAUCGUCGGAUACUUCCAAAUUCGCUUUUGGGUCAUUGCUGCAGCCCAUCAGAUUCAGAAAAUAAGAAAAGCUUACUUUAGAAAUGUGAUGCGAAUGGAAAUUGGAUGGUUUGACUGUAUUUCAGUGGGAGAAAUGAACACAAGAAUCUCAGACGACAUUAACAAAAUUAAUGAUGCCAUGGCAGAUCAAGUAGCCAUCUUCCUACAGCGCAUCACCACCUGCAUUUGUGGAUUCCUUUUGGGAUUUUCUAGUGGUUGGAAACUGACCUUGGUCAUCAUAUCUGUCAGUCCUUUCCUGGGGAUUGGAGCAGCCAUCAUUGGCCUGAGUGUGGCAAAAUUGACUGGCAAAGAGUUAAAGGCAUACGCGAAAGCUGGAGCUGUGGCAGAUGAAGUGCUUUCAUCCAUCAGGACCGUGGCUGCCUUUGGUGGGGAAAAGAAAGAAGCCAAAAGAUAUGAGAAUAACCUUGUCUAUGCCCAGCGUUGGGGAAUUAGAAAAGGGAUAAUAAUGGGAUUCUUCACUGGAUAUAUCUGGUUUAUGAUCUUCCUGAGUUUUGCAUUAGCCUUCUGGUACGGUUCCAAACUAGUCCUUGAUGAGAGAGAAUACACACCGGGAAGUCUCCUACAGGUUUUUUUGGGGGUCCUGGUGGCUGCCCUCAAUCUCGGUCAGGCCUCUCCUUGUUUGGAGGCCUUUGCCACAGGACAGGGUGCUGCCACGAGCAUCUUUAAAGUGAUAGAUCGGGAACCAGCCAUUGACUGCAUGUCUGAAGAUGGAUACAAGCUGGAUAGAAUCAAGGGCGAAAUUGAAUUUCAUAAUGUAACAUUCCGAUAUCCUUCAAGGCCAGAAGUGGAGAUUUUAGAUGAUCUCAGCAUGGUGAUUAAGUCAGGGGAGACGACAGCUUUCGUGGGACCCAGUGGUUCUGGGAAAAGUACGGCAGUGCAGCUCAUUCAGAGAUUCUACGACCCAAGCGAAGGCAUGAUUACUCUCGACGGCCACGACAUUCGCUCUCUCAAUAUUCGGUGGCUUCGGUCCCAGGUUGGCAUUGUCGAACAAGAGCCAGCCCUCUUCUCCACUACGAUCGCCGAAAACAUCCGCUUCGGCAGAGAAGAUGCUACUAUGGAAGAUGUCAUCAGAGCUGCCAAGGAAGCCAACGCCUACAACUUCAUCAUGAAUAUGCCACUGAAAUUUGAUACUCUUGUUGGAGAAGGUGGAAGUCAGAUGAGUGGGGGACAGAAACAGAGACUAGCCAUUGCUCGAGCUCUGGUCCGAAACCCAAAGAUCCUGCUCCUGGACAUGGCAACUUCAGCUCUGGACAAUGAAAGUGAGGCCGUGGUGCAGGAAGCUCUCCACAAGACCCAGCAGGGGCGAACCAUAAUCUCAGUAGCUCAUCGCUUGUCUACAGUCAAAACUGCGGAUGUCAUCAUUGGGUUUGAACAUGGAAAGGCUGUGGAGAGGGGCACCCAUGAAGAACUGUUGAAAAGGAAAGGCGUUUACUUCACCCUGGUGACUUUGCAAAGUCAAGGCGACCAGGAGCUUCAUAAGAAGACAGUGCAAAGAAGAAGCAAGAAGGGGCUAGAAGAUAAACUUGAGACCGAGCAGGCCUUCAGGAGAGGGAGCUAUCAAUCUAGUUUACGAAAUUCUAUCCGGCAGCGCUCCCAGUCUCAACUCUCCAACUUGGUACCUGAGCCUCCAUUCGCUGUUAUGGAGAUGCUCAAUCCUUUUGAAGAAGACAGAAAGGACACCACUUUCCAAGAAGAAGAGAUUGAGCCAGCACACGUAACCAGAAUUUUGAAAUACAAUGCUCCGGAAUGGCCUUACAUGUUGGCAGGUUCUUUGGGUGCAUCUGUCAAUGGGGCUGUCACUCCCCUCUACGCUCUGCUAUUCAGCCAAAUUCUUGGGACCUUUUCACUUCUUAAUGAAGAAGAGCAGAGAUCCCAGAUUGAUGCUCUCUGCUUGUUCUUCGUUAUCAUUGGGGGCAUAUCAUUCUUCACCCAAUUUGUGCAGGGAUACACAUUUGCUAAAUCUGGAGAGCUGCUCACAAAAAGGCUACGUAGAAUUGGUUUCAGGACCAUGUUAGGGCAAGACAUUGGCUGGUUUGAUGACAUGAAAAACAGCCCCGGAGCACUAACGACAAGACUUGCCACAGAUGCAUCCCAAGUCCAAGGGGCUACUGGAGCUCAGCUGGGAAUGAUCAUCAGCUCCAUCAGCAACAUUGGGGUGUCCCUGAUCAUCGCUUUCUGCUUCAGCUGGAAACUCAGUCUAGUGGUAUUAUGCUUCAUGCCCUUCUUAGCCUUGUCAGGGGCUAUCCAGGCUAAACUGCUAACAGGAUUUGCCAUUGAAGAUAAGAAAGCUUUGGAAAUUUCUGGACAGAUCACCAACGAAGCCAUCAGUAAUAUCCGAACUGUAGCUGGGAUGGGAAAGGAGAUCCAGUUCAUUGAAAAAUACGAGAAGGAACUGGAGAAACCAUUCAGGACAGCUCUCCGGAAAGCAAAUAUUUAUGGACUCUGCUUUGGCUUUUCCCAGUGUAUAGUGUUUAUAGCCAAUUCUGCCUCUUACAAGUAUGGAGGUUAUUUAGUUCUUAAUGAAGAACUCCACUUCAGCUAUGUAUUCAGGGUAAUCUCCUCCGUGGUGACCAGUGGAACUGCUCUGGGGAAAGCCUCCUCUUAUACUCCGAAUUACGCCAAAGCCAAAAUAUCAGCUGCACGUUUUUUUGAACUGAUGGACCGGCAUCCCCGGAUCAGUACUUACGGCAACGAGGGAGAAAAGUGGGACAACUUCAAGGGAAAAGUUGACUUUGUUAACUGCACCUUUACCUACCCUUCUCGCCCUGAUGUGCAAGUUCUGAAUGGGCUCACUGUUUCUGUUGAGUCUGGACAGACUCUUGCAUUUGUUGGAAGCAGCGGCUGUGGAAAAAGUACCAGCAUUCAGCUCCUGGAGCGUUUCUAUGAUCCUGAUCAAGGGAAAGUGGUAAUAGAUGGGCACGACAGCAAACAUGUGAAUAUCCAGUUCCUUCGAUCGAAAAUUGGAAUCGUAUCUCAGGAGCCUGUGCUAUUCAGCUGUAGCAUUGCUGACAACAUCAGAUAUGGGGACAAUACCCAAGAGGUCCCAAUGGAAAGAGUUAUCGAUGCAGCAAAGCAGGCUCAGCUGCACGAUUUUGUCAUGUCCCUCCCUGAUAAAUAUGACACAAACGUGGGGACUCAGGGGUCCCAGCUCUCUCGGGGUCAAAAACAACGUAUUGCAAUAGCUCGGGCCAUUGUCCGAGAUCCUAAAAUUUUACUCCUGGAUGAAGCAACUUCUGCCUUAGAUACAGAGAGUGAAAAAACGGUACAAACCGCGUUGGAUAAAGCCAGAGAGGGGAGGACCUGCAUCGUCAUUGCACAUCGUCUCUCUACCAUCCAGUCCUCCGAUAUCAUAGCCGUCAUGUCCCAAGGGAUGGUGAUUGAACAGGGGACUCACAAUGAGCUUAUGGAUAUGCAAGGAGCAUAUUACCAACUGGUCACUUCAGGAGCACCCAUUAGUUGAUUUUUCUUCUGGAACUUCAGGCCCUCGUGAAAGAGGUGCUCCCUUGGAAAUGCUAUACAGUUGCUGCAAAAAUGAUGAUGAUCCCAUGCGGUUUACUAGGAAGUAAACCAUUGUUCCAUUUUUUCAGCUAUUUUCAUGGAUUUGGAUCAAGUCUGAUAUUGGAAUUGCUUUCUAGGGUCAUGGAGCUCGAAGGGGCAGAGCUAGGGAUAGCCAAGUGAAGGGAGAGAAUAAGAACAUGCCCUGGUCCCGUAGAUAAAGUCCUAAGAAAUAUGAGAUCUUGAACCAUUACUGAGUGUGUUUCCUCCCUGCAGGGGAUCCAGCCUUUACCUCAACUCCUUUGAAACACUGUUGGUGGCCAAGGAUGACACAGGGGUGGAGGUUGUGAAUUCAAAAACAUCAAAAUCCUCUGGAAUUUCCUUACUCAAUUUUCUUCUGCUGCUAGAAUGCACAAGCGAUAUUCUCCACCUCAAGCAGUCUCUUCCCUUAUCCCGGCAAACUCCUCUUUUUCAGGAGAAUUCUGAUCAGCAGGGAAGAAAAAUUUGAUCUCAUUUCUUCUCCUUGAUAUGCUCCACAAAGAAGCUGUGUGUUUGGCCCACUGGUCUCCUUUAACAUUUCUCCCUGGUUGGCAGACAGGCAGGGUACAAAAAUGGGUUGAGGAGGAGAGGAAUCAUCUGCUUUUGACCAAUCCUUUCUUUCCCACUGGACCGACCUGCCCCCUGAGAUCCCAUCCCAAGACUCAACCAGAGUACACAGGUUUGGGGAGAGCAUGGACCUCCAAAUGGACCUUCAGCAUCUGCAGAGAAAUGUCUUCGGGCUAAACUGGGAAAUUCACAAAGAUUUUGUAGAUCCUGAUGCCAAUCUGAAUGGAAGAUAGUCCACAAGGCAACCUCAAAUUCCAAGACACAAAUGAAUUUGUUUGGCCAUUCUUUGGCUAUCCUCAUUUCGUGUCACUCAGAGCUCUCGACUCUUAGUAUAUUUACACCAGGUCUUUUCUGGGUAAAAUCAUUUAUAAAUCUGUGUAAUGGCUGUGCUCCCACUGAAUCCAGAUAAUUGAAGCUCCCAGCCUGCACAGUAGUCUCUGACAGCAAAUUAGGUAUAUUCGGAGGAGGUAGGGUUGUCUUAGAUAAUUAAGAGGGUCUCUUUAGGAAGUUUGAGUAAGGACAAACCCACAGUUACUCUGCUGGCCCUGGUGAUUGGAUACAUAUCUUCAAAUGCUUAAUUGACUGUUAUGGAAUAUUGUUGCAAUACCAGGAGUUUGCUGUUUAUCUCACCUUCUAGUUAGGACUAUGAAAUAGAAUCUAAAAACCCACUGUAUUUUUGAAAUUAGGAGGAGUUUCUUAAGUCACCAACUGUGGCAAAUCUCUGGGAGGACCACUUCUCAAAUUAACUACAUAACCUGAUGGCCCUCCCUGAAGGCAGGGUGGACUCUCUGCAGGUCGGUGUUAUGCCUUCUUUGUUGAGGCCUUGAUGCAUUCCUCUGUUCCGGUCUGGCCUAUUACCCACUCAGCAGUGACUAGAAUUCUAACCAGUUCUGCUACCUAGCAUCAAGAGUGAAAGCAGCAGUCCCGAGGGUUCUGUCCUACUGCAGGAUAGCUCCCCCGGGUUUCCCAGUCUCUUUAUGACUUGCUCCUUGACUCUGACCAAAAACCAAAACUCCAGCACCAAGCCCACAAGGAUUCUAUAAUGGCAGCGGUUCAGAGUGUUCAGUUUUCCCCAUUGCAGAAUUUGAAUUUUAGGAAUGCAAGUAAGGAAGUUAAGGUAAGAAAUCAUGAAAUUGUUGAUGCUGUCUCUCUCACUGUUACUGAGCGUUUGAUUCUGCGCUUCCAAAAAUAUUUUAGAGUUUUAAAGAUUGUUAUAUUAAUUUUUCCAAUGAAUAUGUCUCUCCUCAAGGAUUUUCCCACUAAAAUAGUGAGUUAUUUCAUAAAGACCCAUUUUAUGAAAAUGAACUACAAAAACUUAAAACCAACUCCAAAGCCAAUUCCGAUUUUUUUCACAGGGUGUUCAGCUAAAUGUCCAAUUAAUUUAAAUGAACAGACCGUAAAUAAAGCACUGCUCGUGAACAACAACUAAUUAGUGGUAGCCAGAAUAGUAAUGUGCUCAUUAGCAAGUUGGGUAGCAUCAUAAGGCUCAUAAUAUGUCAUCAGUGGGCUGUACAUGACGGGCAUAUAACAUUACUGAUGUGACUAGUCAACCCCCUAAAUCAGAGUAAGUGCAAUAAAUACAAUGAAAAGAAAAAAACUCAGCCAUCUGGUGAAGCGGCUGCUUCCUUCUGAGAGAAGAUUGUGAAGUUGAGGGUAACUGCCAGAACCAACCAGAUAUCCUGAAGAACCCUAGGAUAACUGGAGGGAGGAAGAAAAUGUUUCUCCAUAGGGCCACCAUCCAAAUAUACUGUUAUUUUGAAAGUCUGAGGAAACAAAAAUGUCUUUGUUGUCCUUUCAAAUGGAAGAACUGUCUGAUCCCCAAAUCAAUAUAAAGCUGGCUUUGGCUCCUUCAUGAAAGUAUGGGGGAGGUGGGAGGGGGGAGGGCCAGGUAAAAAUCAAUAAGAAAUCAAAAUAUUGUUUAUAUUUUGAACAAAGAGGCCAGGGGUUUGAAAUGGGAGUAAGCAAGGAAUUAUGCUCUCAGGUAUAGACAACAUAUCUUCAUGAGAAGUCAGUUUAUUAAUAAAAAAAAAUGCAAUAUG